AUGCGCAUACUUCAGACAAGGUUCGCUAGUGCUCGCAAAGGCAAGGGUGAAAACUCGGGACCCAAGGUAGUGGUGACAAUUGAUGAUGAUGACAAUGGAAGUGACAAAGAUGAUGCUGUAGAAACUGGGAUUAGCAUCCACAAGCAAGAGAGCAUUCACGACACAAGUGGUAUGGAUGAGGACCUUGACGAAGACCAUUAUUACAGCCGUGAUGAAGACACAUACCUGGAUCCCGAUACUCACUUGGAGAAAUCGGAUGCCUCAGACAUGCCUCCCGAACUCGUUAGUGACUGUUGCUCAUCGGAGGCUAGCCUUGGCCUUCCUGUUGCUGUCAAUGACACCACGCAGGUUGCUAGCAAGUCCAUCAAUGAGCUUCUUUUGCUUUGCCAUAGGUUCAAUGGCUAUGUGACAUUCCAAGGCGCUCUUGUGUAUCCAAAGACGGUUGUGGUCUUGAGAAAAUUCAUGGACAAAUAUGGGAGCUUCAUAGAGAUUAUUGGAAUCACCUCUUCUUUCUCAAGGAGUGCUACCUUCCAAGCCAUUGGCUUGGUGCUUCACGGGAUAGACACCAUGCAGCUCCUAGAUAUCACUGAUCAUAGAUUGAUUUGUUGGCGAGACACGAUUUGUGAGGCCAUAACUCUGGGAUUUCAUGUGGAUUUCUUCCUCAAUUUAGUGAGGAACUUAGCACGUGCCAUUCAUAGGAUGAAAUCAUCGCUUGGUUUCGAUAAGGUAAAACCCGCAACCGACGCUUUGAACAUUAAGCAGCGAGAGUUAGAGGACCAGCGCCGAGAAUUACAUGCCCUUCUUCUCACUAAAGGUGUUUCUGCUGAUAGCGCUGAAUGCAUGGCGGAAGCAACAACCAGAUCGUCUCCUAGGGCUUCCUUAGUUCUUUUCGGGCAUUCUUCAUAG
Messenger RNA from Prunus armeniaca (apricot), 906 nucleotides. Lineage: Eukaryota; Viridiplantae; Streptophyta; Magnoliopsida; Rosales; Rosaceae. The record is from the annotation of a GenBank genome assembly.